This is a messenger RNA of Diaporthe batatas, 270 nucleotides long. RefSeq lists its product as uncharacterized. Lineage: Eukaryota; Fungi; Ascomycota; Sordariomycetes; Diaporthales; Diaporthaceae. The record is from RefSeq and is a predicted model, not a curated record. Bases 1 to 270 code for a protein of 89 amino acids. The transcript has 2 exons.
AUGAUCUCGAGCUAUCCCGACGGCCUAGUCCUGACAUACGACACUAAUAGGUCGUCUGAUCCCUCCGAGCUGAACGAAUCACGGGAGGAACCGCACUGCUUCCCGGUAGUAUUCUGUGUCGGCGGUAUGCCAUACCAACGAUGGGUAAGCGACACAGUGGCGAGCUCGGGUUUCCAACGUGGCAGCCGUGGCAGCCGUGGCAGCCGUGGCAGCCGUGGUGGUCUUGGCCUUGAGGCAAUGUACAACACAAACAUCAGCGCCAGCUUUUAA